This is a messenger RNA of Thamnophis elegans (Western terrestrial garter snake), 1311 nucleotides long. RefSeq names its product mitochondrial ribosomal protein L2 (gene MRPL2). The transcript has 9 exons. The coding region runs from base 370 to 1254 and encodes 294 amino acids. NCBI's taxonomy places the organism in Eukaryota, Metazoa, Chordata, Lepidosauria, Squamata, Natricidae. Gene Ontology annotation, molecular function: RNA binding; structural constituent of ribosome. Gene Ontology annotation, biological process: cytoplasmic translation. Gene Ontology annotation, cellular component: ribosome. The record is from RefSeq and is a predicted model, not a curated record.
AUGAGAAGUGAAAGGAAAAAAACAAGAAUGUCCAGUUGCCUCUUGAAAAAAAAGCACCUUUGGGACAACCAGACCUGGAUGACUCUACAGACUUUGAUUAAUUGAUUAUGUGCCAUCAAUUCGCUGUCUACUCUUCGCGACUACACGAUAGACUUCGAACCUGUUCUUUCUCAAGGGACGAUGAGAACUGCAACCCAGCCGCAUCUGGGAAUCGAGCUGAUGAAAGGCAGCAAUGUCCUCAAAGCUUUCCGCUUUCUUCAUAUUGUACUUCCGGCUCAGAAUGCGCAUGCUCCGGUUUGGGGUGGCGGAACGAGACCGCGAUAUGGCUACGCUGUGAAGUGUAAUUCAGAAAGCAAGUAGUUAUUCCUAAUGGCAAUAUCAAACUUGAUCCAGAACUUUGGUUCCCUGCUGCUGUCUUCAAGUCCUCAUCUUCCACAGAUCUCUGCAUCUUUCCGACCGCUUUAUCUGGUUAGCCAACUUGGUGCAUCCCGUGAAAUCAGUACUUCUACCUGGGUCUUAGCUAGUGAUCCUUUGUGGAAAUGCAGGACAAAGUAUACCAUUAAGCCCAUUCCCAAACCAAAGACAGGAGGUCGCGAUCACACAGGUCGUGUCCGUGUGAAUGGAAUUGGAGGAGGAAAUAAACAAUGCUACCGUAUGAUUGAUUUCCAAAGACUGCGUUAUUCAAAUGAAGCAGAGCCUAGUCCAUUUGAGGAAAAAGUGCUUUUGGUCCGAUAUGAUCCGUGUAGAUCAGGUCAUAUAGCUCUAGUGGCUGGAGACAAACGGAAACGCUGGAUCAUUGCAACUGAAAACAUGGCGGUUGGUGACAUCAUCAAAACUUCAGGAAAAAUAGAAAGGAUGGCAGUCUCUGCUAAUGAUGGGGAUGCAUAUCCAGUUGGAGCUCUACCACUUGGAACCCUCAUAAAUAACUUGGAGAGUCAUCCUGGGAAAGGAGCACAGUAUAUCCGAGCAGCAGGCACCUGUGGGGUAAUACUGAGGAAAAUGAGUGGAACAGCCAUUAUACAGUUGCCCUCCAAGAGGCAAAUACAGGUGCUGGAAACAUGCAUGGCUACAGUGGGACGAGUUUCCAAUGUUGAGCAUAACCAACGCGACCUUGGGAAAGCUGGUCGGAACCGGUGGCUGGGAAAGCGACCAGAUAGUGGCUUAUGGCAGCGGAAAGGGGGAUGGGCUGGACGCAAGAUCAGGCCCCUCCCAGCGAUAAAAAGUUAUGUGAACCUGCCAGUGCCAGCCUCAUAAGGCUGACAUUAGUAGCACUUUAGAAUUCUGUUAAAUAAAGUGUAUUUUCGCCUACAA